ACUGAGGUUACGGAUGCUUCCGCCUCUCAGGCAGACAGAACACGCCUGCAUAGUGAUCUCCAGCAGCACCGACACUCUACAGCUGAGCUCUGCUGCAUCUACCACACCCGAUCAUCGCUCCUUCUCACUUUUUACCAUGCACAUCAGCAUCCCUGUCACUGAAGACCUUGUGGACACCCUGGGUGGACGUUAUGUGCUUUAUUCUGUGUACCUGGAUGGCUUCAUUCUUUUCAAAGUGCGAUACAAAGAUCUCCAUUUCUGGGAUGAACAGAUGCAGAAUAUAUUGGGAAGCAGGCGAUUAACAUUUCCACCAAAAUAUUAUCUGGUCAUGACUAAAUCUAUGGCAGAAGACAGGAGAAUAUUGUUGGAGCAGUAUUUGCAAAAAGUUGUUUCAGAUCCUGUUAUUUCCAGCAGUGAAAUUUUCAUCACAUAUCUUAAGAAAUUACAGCUGGAAACAUUUAACAUGCCCUCCGUAAAUGUGAUCCUCAAAAUUUUCUUGCCUGAUGGUCGACAGGUUAACAUAGACUGCAAGACGUCCGACUCCGCAGAAAGAGUUCUAGAGGCUGCGUUGUAUAAACUAAAUUUAUCAAGAGAACUUGUGGAAUAUUUCAGCUUGUUUAUUACACAUAAAGACACUAAAGGCAUUUACUCAGUGGUGAAGCGGGUUGCACCUUUUGAAAUUCCAUUUAUAACCAUUUGGAACAUAAAUAAUGAUUUGUUUCAAAUCGACAUCAGGAAGUGGUAUAUGACUCCCUCUACUGAUGCUAUGCUAAUGGGCUGCACAUCCGCUAUUGAUUUACUAUAUGUCCAGGCUGUACAAGAAUUCGAGAUGAACUGGUCCAGACCGACAGAACAACAGAGAAUCACACUUAAAGAGUUAAUAACAACUGAUAAUAAAGUGAAGUUCUUGGAGUUGAUGCAACAAGUGGAGCACUACAGUUACCAAAAGUUGGACCCUGGUCUCACAGAUCAUUUAGGUGCCAACACCGUGGUCACCGUGUCUGUUGGAAAAAGUGAACUAUAUUGCCUUUUUCAGACCACCGACAAGAAGACUGAAAAUCUUAGGCUCCAUAUCAGUAAAGUUAUUUGCUGGAAUGUCAGGUUCCAGGAACAAGAAAAAGACCUUGACCAACAGGAGUUCAGAUUUGAGUACACUGAUGGAGAUGUCCUGAAAUGGAUUACAAUAAAGACAAACCAGGCAUUCCUACUAAGUACCUGGUUAAAAAAGAUGCUGAGUGAACAACCGGUGACUUGCACUAAGGGGAACCUAGAGAUUCAGGAUAACAGAACUUCAGCAAGUAUGUUCACCAGAAAGCAGAAAAAGGUAGAUGUCCCUGAGAAGAAAGAUUUUUCCUUUUCUCACAUUAGAAACAGUGAUUCACUGGAAAUGUCUGACUGCGAUCUGUAGUUUUCCUACAGUAUUAUACAGACCAAGUAUCGUAUUAAAGGGUUCCUCUCAUCAAAUAAACUUCUGAUAUAUUUUAGAUUA
Molecule: messenger RNA, 1489 nt
Organism: Hyla sarda
Lineage: Eukaryota; Metazoa; Chordata; Amphibia; Anura; Hylidae
Gene: SNX31
Product: sorting nexin 31
Exons: 14
Coding region: 14-1408 (464 amino acids)
Biological process (GO): intracellular protein transport
Cellular component (GO): early endosome
Molecular function (GO): phosphatidylinositol binding
Source: RefSeq, a predicted model, not a curated record